This is a messenger RNA of Cyprinodon tularosa, 631 nucleotides long. RefSeq names its product histone H3.3A. Gene Ontology annotation, molecular function: structural constituent of chromatin; protein heterodimerization activity; DNA binding. The record is from RefSeq and is a predicted model, not a curated record. Lineage: Eukaryota; Metazoa; Chordata; Actinopteri; Cyprinodontiformes; Cyprinodontidae. Gene Ontology annotation, cellular component: nucleosome. The transcript is spliced from 4 exons. Bases 174 to 584 code for a protein of 136 amino acids.
CAUUGCAUUGUGGGAGUUGUAUGAUUGACACCGGCGCCAUUUUGCUCCUGCUUGCUCUGCCUCCAUUGUGUGAGAGACAGAUAGUAAAUAUCGGACAUAGCCGCAGAACCACAACACACCGAAACGCUGCGAAGCUAAAGUUGAAAACUCGGCGCGGGUGAUAAUUUGUCCUGAUGGCUCGUACCAAGCAGACGGCUCGUAAGUCCACUGGAGGAAAAGCUCCUCGUAAGCAGCUGGCCACCAAGGCUGCCCGCAAGAGCGCGCCCUCCACCGGUGGAGUCAAGAAGCCGCAUCGCUACAGGCCCGGUACCGUGGCUCUCAGGGAGAUCCGUCGGUACCAGAAAUCCACUGAGCUGCUGAUCCGUAAGCUGCCCUUCCAGCGCCUGGUGAGGGAGAUCGCUCAGGACUUCAAGACCGACCUGCGUUUCCAGAGCGCCGCCAUCGGAGCGCUGCAGGAGGCCAGCGAGGCCUACCUGGUGGGGCUGUUCGAGGACACCAACCUGUGCGCCAUCCACGCCAAGCGCGUCACCAUCAUGCCCAAAGACAUCCAGCUGGCACGCCGCAUCCGCGGAGAGCGAGCUUAGACGCCUCCUGAUGCUUCUUGUCCUGUUUUUGCCCCCCCCACCCCCCA